UCCAGUCCUAUGCUGUGGAAGUAGAUGUGAAAGACGCCUCUAAUGCUACAUGCUUAUAUGCACAAUGGAUGAUGAGUUUCUCAAUAAAAUAUGAAACAAACAGUAGCGAUUAUAAAAACACCACCUUGAGUUUGGGAUCCAAUGUGACACACAAUGGAAGUGCCUGUGGUAGCGACACCCAAGCUGCGCUCCUGGCAAUACAGUUUGGAGAAGGUCACUCCUGGAGCGUUAACUUUACAAAAAGUAACGAAACGUACCAGUCCGACUUCAUCACGUUUACCUACAAUACCAACGAUUCUGCUGUGUUUCCUGAUGCUAAAAGAAAAGGACCAAUUACCAUUGUUGUAAAGGAUACUAUGCGUCCAGUUCAACUGAAUAAUCUCUUUGUGUGUCAUAAUACUGACUCUGUUGAAGCAGAAAAUGUAACACAGAUCUUCUGGAACGUCACUCUGCAGGCUUUUGUUCAGAAUGGCACAAUUGGAAAAAAAGAGUCUAGAUGUGAUGCUGAUAAACCUACUGCUGCACCUACUGUUKUGCCCACUGCUGCGAACAAAACUACUCCAUCGACCACCACUUUGUCACCUACUCCAACUGCUACUCCCAAACCUAUGGAGAAUCCAAUYACAGGAAACUAUUCUCUUAAAAAUGGAAAUAUAACCUGUCUUCUGGCUAGUGUGGGGCUGCAGCUGAAUGUAUCACAAGACAAGCCUCUUCUCAUCAAUAUCAAUCCAAAGACAACUAGUGCUAAUGGUUCCUGUGGUAAUACAUCAGCUAGCCUGAGACUGAAUGAUGGAAAUAACAGUUUCAUUGAGUUCAUAUUUGUUCUCAGGAACGCAAGCGCAAGUGUACGAAAAUUUUAUCUGAAAGAGGUGAAUGUAACGCUGCUCAACCAUGUGAAUGGUUCUGUCAUUGCAAGUGCAGACAACAACAAUAUCAGCAAGUGGGAUGCCUCCCUUGGUACUUCCUAUAUGUGUCAAAAAGAGCAAACUCUUGAGAUCAACGAAAAACUUAAAGUAAAUACCUUUAAUCUAAGGAUUCAGCCGUUCCUCGUGAAGGAAAACAAGUUCUCUAUAGCCCAGGAGUGUUCGCUGGAUGAUGACAGCAUUCUAAUCCCAGUUGUAGUUGGUGCUGCACUUGCUGCCUUGAUUGUCAUUAUAGUGGUUGCUUACAUAAUUGGCAGAAGAAAAAGUUAUGCUGGAUAUCAGACUUUGUAAAUCUGAAUGUGAUCACUGUUCUGAUUUCACUCUAAAUGAAGCAAGUGCAAGUUUUGAAGCUGAAAACAACCACCAAAAAAAAAAAAAAUUCUUACAGUAAAUACUAGCUACAGCUAAUUGGAGUUGGGAAACAAAGGAUGUUUUUGUCCAAUGAAGCAGAAUUGUGUUUUUAGUUUUUCCUUCCUCAAGACAUGAGCUUCAUAGCUGUUUAGAAGAUGUCAGAUAUAUUACUAUUSGAUAAAUAAUUAAGCAAAGGAUUUUAUUUUGCAAAAGAGCACUCAAAUGUUUAGAAUCAUUUCUAUUUUUUACAAAUUUGAAGCAAAAACAUUCUAAACUGAUGCGCUUUGAGCAAUUCCUAACAUUGCAUAGAAUUUGUACUUGCUUCUCUCCUUUGCAUUCCUUAGUUGUUGUCAUAAUUGUGGGUUAAGUUGACAGCAUUAGUCUCUGUGACUCAUGUAGUAUAUAACAAGGUUUGUAYGAUGCCCAGUAACAACUCUGGUUUUUGUGGAACUAAACUCCAGGCUGGUGAUUAAGCGAUCUUAUGAAACAGCAGCAGUAACCUACUUAGAUUUGGUGAAGCUCGAGUAGUUUACUCCUGCCUAGAUGGUUUUAGGAACCAUUCCAGGCUGUACAAGCAAAAUGGGUAAUCUACACUUGCCAGAUAAUGGAUAAAUUGGAAGACUUCAGUGCAGUUCCCAAAUGUUUUCAAAAAUACUGUUAGGUGCUGAAUUCUUCCUCAUUUACAGCUUGGCACUCCCCUAAAAUACAAAAUUGCAGCAAAGUUCUGCUGGAUUAAAGCAGACUUUUUGCUGACAUCAUUUUAAAGGGAAUGAUCUUUUUAAAUAUUCCAGAACUUUAAAGUGCACUUAACUUUAUAUCAUACUUUGCACAAAAAUGGUCUGUCUUGUUGUUUUGAAUGACCAUUAUUUAAAGAUGCUUUCAUUUAACGAGCCAGUAUAAGUUUAUGCAACUUGAGCUGUCUUUAAAUCUCCAUUUGAAAGGUUCUCUGCUAAUCAAAAUUCUCAUUAUAACUGUCCAUCAUUGGCUUUCUGAAUGUUCACUGUACUCCGUGUUUGAUUUGUUUGCUGUGUGGCAUUAUUAAUGCUGCUGUUAAGAAUGCAAAAACCAAGCAGGUCUGAGGCAGACCCUUUACACCUGUCUUUCCUUGCUGUGUGGAAAGGAUAAUUGCUUAAAAAAUUGCAGUGCAACUGGACUGUUCUUAAACUGCAGCUCUGUAGAGACUAACCCUUGCUGCAUAACUGUUCUCUGGCCUCCUUUUGCUGAAAUAUAUGGUUCUUAUUGCAUGGGGGAGGGAAGGUCAUUUCUAAAAGAUACGUUUGAGUCUUUUGCAUAUGUCAUAACAUGAGCUGCAUAAGUUAGUCAUUUAAUGAAGAUAACUUCAUUAUCCCAUUUAGAAUAAGUUUAGCUGGCAUCAAUACUGGUUUAAUGUUUUUAUUAGUGUUUUCUAGGGUUGUAGAGAUGUCCGUGGCAUGUUUGUAAUACAAAUCAUAAGAUAAAAUUUGUUCUUUCAGUAAUAAGGACUUUUUUUUUUUUUUGGUAAAAGCAGUUUAUUCUUGACAUUGGCUAAGCAARCAAAAUGGGUGGAUAAUACUUUCUAUAGCAUCUAGCAUAACUUGAAUUUUGCAUUGGUUGGUGAGAUUCAUUUUAAUGAAAGUGGGGAACUACUUUAAGCUUAAUUCUGGAAUAGGCUUCAACACUUCCAAUUUUAAUUGAGGAAAAAAAUGGUUCUAAAGACUUGCAUAUUAAUAUCUUUAAAUGCAGAACUUCAUACAGAUUAUUUUAGCAUUUUAGUGACUGAUGUUUAAAGGCACCAGUUACCUGUGCAUUUGUGUAGAGAAAAGGAGUAAUUACCACGGCUGUAUUCUUCAACAUAAUAAUUUUUGAACUGUGCACAUUUCCAAGUAACAAAACCGGUGCAAACUCUCCUGAAGCUCAACACAACUAAAUGUAUCUAUGUAAAAACUUGAAUUUAAUCUUCAUUGAUACUUUUCCAGAGGUGAAAGUACUCCUAGACUGACGUGCAGGUAACUGGUUCAGAAAAACAUCUAAGUUUGCCAUGACUGCCUAUUGUUAUAAAAAACACUAGUUUUCCUGUAUGUAUUGUUCCAUAGGGAAUUGUCAACCUGCUCAACGUGUGCUCUAAACAAUAAAGAUUGUUCUGUUUCUUAAGGAAGCUUGUUCACAUUUUUU
Molecule: messenger RNA, 3425 nt
Organism: Nothoprocta perdicaria
Lineage: Eukaryota; Metazoa; Chordata; Aves; Tinamiformes; Tinamidae
Gene: LAMP2
Product: lysosomal associated membrane protein 2
Exons: 8
Coding region: 69-1214 (381 amino acids)
Biological process (GO): cellular response to starvation; autophagosome maturation; protein targeting to lysosome involved in chaperone-mediated autophagy
Cellular component (GO): autophagosome membrane
Source: RefSeq, a predicted model, not a curated record